This is a messenger RNA of Thamnophis elegans (Western terrestrial garter snake), 5174 nucleotides long. Its product is annotated as disintegrin and metalloproteinase domain-containing protein 19-like. The annotation marks the transcript as partial. The transcript is spliced from 12 exons. Lineage: Eukaryota; Metazoa; Chordata; Lepidosauria; Squamata; Natricidae. The record is from RefSeq and is a predicted model, not a curated record.
GAGUGCACCAAUCCUUGCUGUAACCCCCAGAAUUGCACGCUGAAAGCCGGAGCCGAGUGCGCCCACGGGGAAUGUUGUAAUUCCUGCAAGCUGAAGACGGCCGGGACGAUGUGUCGGGAGCCGGCUGGAUCGUGUGACCUCCCGGAAUAUUGUACGGGCGCUUCCCCCUACUGUCCCGGAAACGUCUACCUGUUGGACGGCUCAGCGUGUUCCCACGGAGAAGAGUAUUGCUACAACGGCAUGUGCAUGACGCACCACCAGCAGUGCAUCCAGCUGUGGGGACGAGGUGCUUGGCCGGCCCCCGAUGCCUGCUUCCAGGACGUUAACCGAGCUGGUGACAUGUACGGCAACUGUGGGAAGGACCCACGCGGCAACUACGUGAAGUGUGCCAAGAGGGACGCCAAGUGUGGGAAGAUCCAGUGCCAGAGCCCGGCUGCCAAGCCCAAAGGGACCAACACCAUCUCCAUGGACACCACCAUCCGGUUUAACGGGCAGGAGAUCAAGUGCCGAGGAACUUUGGUCUACGCCACCAAGGAUGAAGAGGGAGACCUUUCGGAUCCGGGCCUUGUGAUGACGGGCACCAAGUGCGGAGAUGGGUUGGUGUGCAAAGAUCAGCGGUGUCAAAACGCUUCCUUUUUCGAACUGGACAAAUGCAUCUCCAAAUGCCACGGCCACGGGGUGUGUAACAGUAACCAGAACUGCCACUGUGAUCCUGGAUGGGCACCUCCGUUCUGUGAGAAGCCAGGGCUGGGUGGCAGCGUGGAUAGUGGCCCCGUCCAGCAAGACCAUUAUGAAGCCGUCUUGAUCACUUUGCUGGUGAUCUUCCUGGUGGUCGUGCCCGCUCUACUCCUGGGACUCUACACCUGCUACCGACGGGAAAGUUCGCCCCUCCACAAGUGGGCCAAGGGCUUACGGAAAAGACACAGGACCUGCAGGAACGGAAUGGCUCACCAGAAAACAAGUCAAGGCCACUCAAAUUCGGCUUUCAGCCUGCAGGAUAUUUCCUCCGCUAACAAAGUGAAAUCCAGCAUUACAACUCAGGUAGCCAGAGGCAUUUCCUCGCUGAAGCCCAACCCUCCUCAAAGGGGCCCCCACCCCAUCAACGUGGUACGACCUUUGCGGCCCGGGUGUGGCCCCUCCGCCCCCCUCCAGAGAGACCUCAAACCUUCCAGGCCCCCGCCCCCGCCAUUCCACGGAUCGCCCGCCGUGCCCCUGAAAGGCAGAUUUGGGGGUCCCACCAAACUGCCCCCUCCGAAGAAGCCCCUUCCGAGCACCCCUGUCCGACCCCCUCCGCUCAGACCAUUUUACAAGCCCAAGACCCUCCUGGCAAAAGACGUGUCCUCAACACCCAGCCAACCCUUGCUGGUUAUGGUCCCGCCGACCAACUCCAAGCCAGCGGGGACCAGGGCCUCGAACCCUCUCUCCAAACCCCUCAAACCGGUCGCACCUCAAAGACCGCUCCCGGGCCUAAAAGUUCACCCCGCUUCCUUCGCCUUCAAGAAGUGACGACGGCUUUGGCCCACGACGCUGCCUUCCUCAUUUGCACUACUGUGGUUCCAACGCAGGGAUUUUUGGUUACGAGAGACAUAUUCAUCUUUUGGGGAGUGGAGGGGGGGGACUUGGAAAAUGGAAACCGUCCCACCCAAAAAAAAAAAGAAGAAACGGAGGAGGGAAGAGCUACGGUCACCAAAAACCUUUUGAGGGGCUGUGGAAGAGAGUAAGGCGGACCUCGAGACCCGUGGCUUCAUCUGAUCCGCAGAAGCUUCGUGAAUGUGACAAGAUUCACGACCUACCUCCUUAUUUUGCACAACCUCGUGAGAUGUUUUCCCUCCUGGAACGCCAGUUUUGGGGGGAACCUGGUCCUGAAGUUGGUGUCACCGAUUUACAGGUGGACACCCUCUCAUCCACCCACCCCCGCCAGGUUUCCAGAUGUACGAUGCAGCAAACCAUGAGAUGGAACAAGCUUGUCCAUCUGGACAUCCGUGCAGGAUGUUGGGUUGAGUUUAGCUGGUCUGGAAGAAACCAGUUUGGGAGAGAUGAUGCAGAAGAAGGAGGAGGAGUUGAUGAGCUUUGCUUGAGUCCUUCUCGACACCCGUUCCUUCCACCUGGAGAAGAAGGCCAUCUCAGAACAUCUCCGCUGAUUCCAGAAAACAGGAAGGGCCUUGGGAAAUGUCCUGAUUCCUUGGAAGGGUGCUGUUGGCCAGAACAGAUGUUCCUUGGGCAGCGUCUUGGUUCCUUGAAGUUGAGCAAUCCAAGAUCUUCAUUGGGGGCAGAAGACCUCCUUCCACUCUCUCUCUUUGCCCCAGUUACAAUGGAGGGCCAUUUCUACCCCACACAUCUAUUUGGACAAAGUUCAGGAGGACUCCCUGUAGACCAUCAACACAACAAUCCACAACAGUCAAUCCUACUGGAGUCCAUGUGGUUGGCGGUGAAUUAAAAAUAGGACCAGAGGGAGGAAGUUCUAGCUUUUCUGUGGGAAGGGAAAUUUUUCCCUCCCAAGAAAAUCUGGUCCAACUUUUGCUUUGAGGGGUGAAGGCCAGCAGAAGAACAGCACAGGGGAAGCAACAUUCCUGACUCAGUACAGGCCCUGUUGACUGGCAGUGGGAGAAUGAUUAUGGGGUCAUCAUAGAUGAUGGACCAUCCUCUCCCACUCCGUCCCACUACUUAGGCCCAAGAACAUCAUAGAUGGUGGACCAAAUCUUGAAGUCCACUCAGCAUCUUCUUCCUGUCCAUCCCCUCCCACCUGUCCCACCACCCAGGGCCAAGAACAUCAUAGAUGGUGGACCAAGUCUUGAAGUCCAUUCAGCAUCUUCUUCCUGUCCAUCCCCUCCCACUCUGUCCCACCACCCAGGGGCCCAAGGACAUCAUGGAUGGUGAACCAGGUCUUGAAGGCCACUCAGCAUCUUCUUUCUGUCCAUCCCCUCCCACUCUGUCCCACCACCCAGGGCCAAGAACAUCAUAGAUGGUGGAUCAAGUCUUAAAGUCCACUCAGCAUCUUCUUCCUGUCCAUCCUCUCCCACUCUGUCCCACCACCCAGGGCCAAGAAUAUCAUAGAUGGUGGAUCAAGUCUUAAAGUCCACUCAGCAUUUUCUUCCUGUCCAUCCUCUCCCACUCCGUCCCACCACUUAGGCCCAGGAACAUCAUAGAUGGUGGACCAAAUCUUGAAGGCCACUCAUCAUCUUCUUCCUGUCCAUCCUCUCCCACUCCGUCCCACCACCCAGGGCCAAGAACAUCAUAGAUGGUGGAUCAAGUCUUAAAGUCCACUCAGCAUCUUCUUCCUGUCCAUCCUCUCCCACUCUGUCCCACCACCCAGGGCCAAGAAUAUCAUAGAUGGUGGAUCAAGUCUUAAAGUCCACUCAGCAUUUUCUUCCUGUCCAUCCUCUCCCACUCCGUCCCACCACUUAGGCCCAGGAACAUCAUAGAUGGUGGACCAAAUCUUGAAGGCCACUCAUCAUCUUCUUCCUGUCCAUCCUCUCCCACUCCGUCCCACCACCCAGGGCCAAGAACAUCAUAGAUGGUGGAUCAAGUCUUAAAGUCCACUCAGCAUCUUCUUCCUGUCCAUCCUCUCCCAUUCCGUCCCACCACUUAGGCCCAGGAACAUCAUAGAUGAUGGACCAAGUCUUGAAGUCCACUCAGCAUCUUCUUCCUGUCCAUCCUCUCCCACUCCGUCUCACCACCCAGGGGCCAAGAACAUGGUGGAGAUGCCAAUCUGUUGCCACAUUCUAUGUGCCCACCUUGGUGGUGGAUUGGGUUGGUGUUGGCCAUAUGAGCCAAGAAGUCCAGAUAGGACUGGGCAGUGGUUAGCGAUGAAGCUCAGUCCUUGGUGGGUUCCUGAAGACGGUCCUGUCCAACCCUGAUCUACUGCUGGGCCUACAGGAAGCUCCAGGUUGAGAUUGAAGAGAUUUAGAAAGCCAGCAUAAUUUCUGAUUUCAGAUGGGAAAGCCGGAGAAAUGCUUGACUGGUAGUCCUCGACUUACGACCACAACUGAGCCCGAAAUUUCUGCUGCUAAGUGAAUCAUCAUUUUUUAAAAAAAACCAUUGCAUGAUUUUUUUCUUGCCACCUUUGUCGUCACGGUCGCUAAACGAACCGUUGGAAGUCGAGGACCACCCGCAUUCACAGAUGUUCCGUAUCUCAGCCUCCCGUAUGGGUAGGGGGCCUCGGGAAGAAUAAAAACAAAUGGAUAUUUUUGCUCUCAAGAAUGGCGUUGAGCACUGGUGCUUGGGGGACCAAGUACGCCGGUCGGACCAUGGACCGUCUCUGGAUCUGAGUGGGCGGGGGUUUUAUUCCCAGGAUCUCGGACAGUGAUGCCGAACCUUUUCGGCACCGAUUGCCGAGAAAGGAGCACUUCACGCACGCCUGUCUGGUCCGCGAUCGGGAAGAGGAGCUGCCCAGGGAACAUCCAUGGGCCGGAAAAUAAACUUCCAGUUUGCAGGGGCCGUCAGCAAGUCUUCCGGUUACUGCCGCGCUUGUGCCGAUCUCGGCUGGCGUGUAUGCUCACGGCGGAAAACGGAAAACCAGAUCUUUUGGUUUCUGGCACUGCCGCACGCACGAAGGCCAGCCGAUUGUCGUUUGCGCACGCGCACCAGAAACCCAGAAGAGGAACGGGUGACGCUGCAUGUGCCAGACGACAUGGCUCCACGUGCCACUUCGGACAUGCGUGCCAUAGUUUUGCCAUCCUGGGUCUAGGAGCAGGUCUGAACACGAGCCAGGCGCCUUCUCCCCCUCUAGGCCUUUUCCGCAGCCUCUUCCACUCUCCCGGGACCAAUUGCUUCUGAGCCCAAGAACAGGGCCUGCACUCCAUAGGGAAGACCCCCUCCUCUCCUUUGAGGCGCACUGAUGACCUCCGGGUAGCCCGCUGCUGGAUGCUGGCAUUCCUGUGCCAAAUGCUCUCUUUUUUCAUGCGUGGGGGUGCCACUGCGUUGCUAGAAGGUUCUUUCAACCGGGGUGGGGGUGGGAGUGGGGGAGCCAGCUUGUUGGCAGGGGGGCUAUUUCGAACUAGCCCCCAAUCGGAACCUUCCAGCACUUCCUUUAUUUCUCCCCCCCCCCAUUUUUUAAAAAUUUGCUCCGUUUUGCUAUCCGCUUAGACCAAGGGUCUCCGAAGUUGGCAACUUUAAGACUUGUGGACUUCAACUCCCAGAAUUCCAGAGGUUAAGACUUGUGGACUUCAACUCCC